Messenger RNA from Drosophila montana, 2882 nucleotides. It is a transcript of the gene Drak, whose product is annotated as Death-associated protein kinase related. The transcript is spliced from 6 exons. Bases 381 to 2477 code for a protein of 698 amino acids. Gene Ontology annotation, cellular component: nucleus. Gene Ontology annotation, molecular function: protein serine/threonine kinase activity; ATP binding. The record is from RefSeq and is a predicted model, not a curated record. Gene Ontology annotation, biological process: intracellular signal transduction; protein phosphorylation; positive regulation of apoptotic process. NCBI's taxonomy places the organism in Eukaryota, Metazoa, Arthropoda, Insecta, Diptera, Drosophilidae.
AUAACAAAACCGAACGAGGCGGACGUGUGACGCUCGGUGCGCUUAAUUGAGAAUUGAAAUCGUUGUCGCCUGGUUUAUGUGUGCGCUGGGUUUGUGACUGUUAUUUGUCGUUUACUAACUGAACUCUACCGACUACCACGAGUUUAUUUAUUUGUUUGUUGAGUUUUAAAUUUCGCGCCGUCGUCUCAACGCAACCCCCAAUUGCAAUACAGUCUCUCCCCGCCCCUGCCGCCCCUAAAUAAAACAAAUUUAAACUAAAACAAGAAAAAGCCUAAACGAAAAAAAAAGACGAAAGAUCUAAAUAAAAGAAAAAAAAGAAGUGUUCGUGCGUGUGUGAAGAGAGAGAGAGAGAGCGAGCGAGAGCAGCUGCAGCUUGAAACAUGUUUACCGAGGAGGGCAUCUUUCCCAUAGGCGAUGGCCUGCUGGACGUUGAUGCCAAACGCUUGAAGGGAUUACUUGUGUCGCAUGACAUCAACGAGAUCUACGAGGUGGAACAGACGCCGUUUGCCAGGGGCAAAUUUGCGGCUGUUCGCCGGGCGGUACACAAGAAUACCGGUUUGCAUUUCGCUGCCAAAUUCCUCAAGCGACGCCGACGCGCACAGAGCAGCGACAAGGAGAUCAAGCACGAGAUUGCCGUCCUAAUGCUAUGCGAGGGCGAGGACAACAUUGUCAAUCUGAAUGCGGUGCAUGAGACGCGUUCCGACACGGCCCUGCUGCUGGAGCUGGCCACUGGCGGCGAGCUGCAAACGAUACUGGACAACGAGGAGUGCCUCAGCGAGGCGCAGGCGCGCCACUGCAUGCGGGAAGUGCUGAAGGCUCUCAAGUUCUUGCAUGACCGUUCCAUUGCGCAUUUGGAUCUGAAGCCGCAGAACAUCUUGUUAGCCGGCGAACGCAUUGAGGAUGGCCUCAAGCUGUGCGACUUUGGAAUCUCGCGCGUCGUCUGCGAGGGCAUCAAUGUGCGCGAAAUGGCCGGCACUCCGGAUUAUGUGGCACCGGAGGUGCUCCAAUAUGAGCCCUUAUCGCUGCUCACCGACAUUUGGUCGGUGGGCGUGUUGGCCUAUGUGCUGCUAUCGGGCUUCUCGCCCUUUGGCGGCGACACCAAGCAGGAGACCUUCCUCAAUAUCUCACAGUGCGCUCUGACCUUUCCCGACAAUCUCUUUGGCGGCGUCUCUCAGGCGGCAAUUGAUUUCAUACGCCGCGCAUUGCGAAUUAAGCCAAACGAUCGCAUGAAUGCCGCCGGCUGCCUUGAGCAUGUCUGGCUAAAGGAUGAGUGCUCUUUGCACAGACAAAUCUAUUUGCAAGCACAGAACGAUGCCGACUUUGUGCAGGAUGAUGAGGAUGAAGACGAUGAUGACGAGGAUGAGGAGGAGGAAGAUGAUGAGGAAGAGGCACAGAACGUUUCACAGCAACAGCAGCAGCAGCAGCAACAACAACAACAGCAAGAAAACAGCACAACAGCAGCAACAACAACAGCCAGCAAAUCCCUGCACAACGGGCAUAGAGCACACUCCAGCUCCAAGAUACCUAUUUCCACUAGCCACAAGCUGAGCCCCAGCACAGAGACAACAACAGCCAUACACACACUGCCCCAAGCACUGACCAUGUCGCUGGCGACAACCACGACUGCUACUGCAUCGACGAAGCCCACACAGAUUGUGACACCAACGCGACGCGCCUCCGAUUCGGAUAAAGAGAACACAUAUACGGCGACAUUUGUUAAGAAGCCGGUGGCCAGCACGGCCACAAUACAGAUUGGCAGCAAUGGGCUGGAAGAGACGACAGUGAUUGCCACAUUGGCGUUGUUCCCGGAUGCGCCCACCACGCCCAAAGUCAUACGCAAGACGCCCGCUACGGAGGCCAGUUCGGCCACGUCGGUCAAGGCGCUGGUUAAGAAAUUUCAACUGGAGGAGCUCGAGGCGCACAGCUCACCCAACAACACAUUGCCGCACUGCUCCAGCUCCGCCAACAGCAGCCAUGCGUCAGCGAUCACGACGCAACUACAGGUUCAGCAGCCGCGCAAAUGCUCCGUGCCCAGCGUUGUGUUGCCAGCAACCAGCAGCAGUGGCAGCAACAUGCGGCGCAGCGUGAGCGGCACUGCCAGCAGCAGUAGCAGCAGCAACCACAGCGCCAACAGCAGCAGCCACGGUGGACGACGCGCCUCUGAGCCGCUAACCGCUGUCCACAAGAAACAGCACAGCAACAACAACAGCCCAAACUCCAUUUCCAGUAGCAGCAGCAGCAAUAGCAACAGCAGCAGCAGCAGCAGCUGCAACAGCAGCUCGGGACCCACGGGAGCAACUGGCAGCAGCACGGCGCUGCUGUUGAAUGGACGAUUGCCGCAGGCAGCGCAUCAUUUGCAUCAUCAUCAUAUGCACCAUCAUCAUCAUCACCAUCAUCAUCAUGUGGUGAUUGCCGCCAAGAAUGCGGCUGCUGCUGCCACCAACAACCUGAGCUUGGACCAGGGCAUCAUCUGUUAGCUAAGGGCCAGCCGUGCGCGCCGCAAUGCCAAAAGUUUCUUUCACCGCUUCCUUUGCUGCAUGUAACAGUGCCUGAACGUGUAGGCGUGGUCAGCCAGCCCCUAGCUGGGCUGCUGCUGCAGCUGCUGUUGUAGCUGAUCCUGCUGCUGCUGCUACUGCUGCCGCUGUGGCAGCUGCAACUGUAAGCCGCAACGCCGACGCCUGCGCGUGCUCGGAAGUUUUGUUUGAUUUUGAGUUUCUUAGUUAAUGUUAUAUAGCGCCUAGUUGAUCUAAAAACAACCACUGUACCACACUAUUGUACCACUGUACCACUAACCCAGCCGAUUUCCCAAGUAACCUAAAUACUGUUUAAGUUUAUCUGGAAAUAUAUCUAUAAAUACAUAGGUAUAUACAUAUGUAGAUGGA